AUGACAAACACGACCAUUACAUUCGAUAUUCCAGGCACGGUGCAGCUGGUCGACACACAAGGCGUUCUCGACGUGAAGCAUGGCUCGGAGCACACCAACAUCGUUCUAGUUCCACAACCGAGCAGCGAUCCGAAUGAUCCGCUAUCAUGGUCGCAAAAACGCAAGAGAUCCAACAUCUCCUGGGUAAUGACAUGGUGCUUCUUCGGAGCCGCCAUCAUAUCCGGCCUGUCUCCCGCCUACCUACAAAUCGAAGCAGACACCGGCAUUUCCGUAGCAGAUCUCAGCACCGGAAAUGGCCUCAUGUUUCUCUUCCUCGGUUGGGGUACUCUGCUCACCCAGAACUAUGCGCUUAACUACGGACGACGCCCGACGCUUGUCUUUUCCAUGUUCGCAAUAACCUUUAUCAGUCUUUGGUCGGCCUACGUCAAGUCCCGAGCCGAAUUCUUCGUGAACCGCAUAAUCAUUGGCAUCGUUUCCUCACCAAUGGAAACUCUGAUCGAAGUCAUAAUUGACGACCUUUAUUUUGUCCACCAACGAGGCUUCUACAUGGGUAUCUACAGUUGGACAUUGUGGUGUGGUGCCUUUCUCUGCCCGGUAGCCUCUGGGUUCGUCGCCGAAAACCUGGGAUGGCGAUGGAUCCAGUACAUUUUAUCAAUCAUAGGAGGCGUGGUCACCAUUUUGACCUUUGUCUUCUUCGAAGAAACCAUGUUCUGCAGGAGCAGUCCGCAGACCGGGAUUCAAGAAAUCCCCGAUCAGCAGCAAGGUCCCUUUGAUAACGACAAGAGCGCGAUCAGCAACGAGUUGUCGGAAGACAAAAAACUUCGAGCAGCAGAUGGUUUGACCUCUGUCAACGCCGACAUUGAGACACACACCUUGCCGCACCGCGUCGAAGUAGCACCUGGAAAACCUUCCUGGUCAAGACUAAGACUAUGGGGUUAUAAAGACAAUCGAAAGCCGAAGCAGUUCAAGCGCUAUCUUUUGCCCUUCUACCUCCUUCAAUUUCCCUCUGUCAUCUUUGCCGGCAUUCUAGUCGGAGGAAUUCUUUCGUGGUACAAUGUCGUCGGCGGCUCCCUAGCUCUCAUCCUCGGCAAACCACCAUAUAACUUCGGUUCCAACGUCAUCGGUCUCUUUUACCUGGCGUCGGUGAUUGGGGUCUCCAUAGGGUGUCUCAUGACCAGCUGGGCCAGUGAUGCCUUGUCAGUCUGGAUGGCUCGCCGACAUGGGGGCGUGAUGGAACCCGAGCACCGGCUUUGGCUCUGUUUCGUGGCUAUUGUAGCCCAUCCAGUUGGUUGCGUCUUAUACGGCGUAGGGGCUUCCUAUCAAAUCCACUGGGUCGGUAUUGCCUUUGGCCUGGUCAUGAUAUCUGUCACUCUCCCCCUGGGAACAAGUAUGGCGUUCACCUACACUCUUGAUAGCUUCAAGGACCUUGCUGGCGAGGGGUUCGUGUCAGUUAUCCUCAUCCGGAACACGAUGGGCUUUGCUUUCAGCUAUGCUGUAGUACCCAUGAUCAAUAGCAUUGGCCUUCGUGAUGCCUUCAUAGUGACAGCUGUUCUUGGGGUAACGUUCUGGGCACUGUGUCUGAUUAUGAUGUACGUAGGAAAGCCCCUACGGCGUAUGGCAGGACCUCGCUACUUUGACAUGGUGGAAAAGCAUGGUCUUUCAGGGCACUGA
Colletotrichum orchidophilum is the source of this 1671-nucleotide messenger RNA. RefSeq lists its product as uncharacterized. The transcript has 2 exons. Gene Ontology annotation, molecular function: transmembrane transporter activity. The coding region runs from base 1 to 1671 and encodes 556 amino acids. The record is from RefSeq and is a predicted model, not a curated record. NCBI's taxonomy places the organism in Eukaryota, Fungi, Ascomycota, Sordariomycetes, Glomerellales, Glomerellaceae. Gene Ontology annotation, biological process: transmembrane transport.